Messenger RNA from Cylicocyclus nassatus, 4418 nucleotides. The record is from the annotation of a GenBank genome assembly. Lineage: Eukaryota; Metazoa; Nematoda; Chromadorea; Rhabditida; Strongylidae.
AUGCUGACGAAGUGUUCCCUCCCACGCCUCCGUAUACGCGGUGGCGUUUACCGGAAGCAGCUGAGCGAGAGCGCAGACGACGAGAGUGGUGGCCUCGUCACUCAUCAAGCUCGCUACAACUGGAAGGCGGUAUCUUGCCGCAUUUGCAAGGACGCGUUUUUGCUUGAACUGUGUGUGCAAGCCGACACAACUGAGGUGUCUAUUAACCACCACCAGGAACUUCAAAGGAUGGUCUACGGGGGUACUAGUGCGAUAAACAUUCCAUGCCAAGAGACAACUGAUUGUGACGGUUCUUUUGGAUCUCCAAGAUCGUAUGUGAACAUACCACACGUUCCUCAAGCUGAAGAUUUACGAACGAUUAUGCGCCGAGAUUCUGAGGCACCGCAUGAACUGGAAGUGGAAGAAAAUUUUACUGCUGAAGCCAUAGUGGAAUCUGGAGAGCGCGGCGCAGCCGAAAACAAGUCGGCUCCUGUAGCGGAACCGAAUCCCAUCGAGUUGUUGCCUGGUGAAUCAAUCAAGGCGGAUGACGAGUUUGAAGGGGAGCUUCGAGCCAUUCUUACUGAUUAUAGAAUCUGCCUUAUCGCACCUAAUAAUCGAGCUAUGCGUGUGAUCCUGAUAGUGGCCAUAGAAUCCAUUGAUUUCCGUGAUCCUGUACAGAUUAUCAUCAGCUGCAAGGAAGGUCGUGUUGCUUGCUUGCGAGCCAAGUCCACGGAAAGCGCAAUUGCCUGGCAUAAAAUGCUUUAUAAGGCAGCCAAUAGAGCUACAUGUCAAGAGCUCUUUGCCUGGAACUUUGCUAAAGAGGUUAAUGAGGUUCCAGUCCCAUGGCUAUCGAGCGAUCUACCCGUGGAUGAUGAAGUUCUUGUGCGUAGAGAAUUCGAACGCCUCGACUAUGACCGUGAUCAUUUUAGGAUCUCAGAUGAUAACAAAGAUUUCAAGCUUUCUCCCACAUACCCUGAAUACAUGGUCAUUCCAAAGGAAAUAAGUCAUAAAGACCUUGUAGAUGGGAAGGAUUUUCGUUUUCUACAACGUUGGCCAGCUGUAGUUUGGAAGUGUAAGGAAACGAGAGCGGUUCUUCUGCGUAGUAGUCAGCCAAGGCUUAGUUUGUUUGGUUGGAGGAACAACGCCGAUGAGAAAUUUUUCGAACUGGUUCACAACUAUCUCGACACCUAUCUACCAGGCAAAGAUAUACUCAUCAUGGAUGCUAGAUCGUAUGCCGCAGCAUGGGCUAAUCGAGCCAAAGGAGGAGGCUUUGAGCAUCCAGAGUACUAUCAGCGAACCCGAGUAGACUGGCUUGCAUUACCGAAUAUUCACAAUGUUCGCUACUCAUUCCAUCAACUUCGUGCUCUGCUGUGUUCUGAUCAGAAUAAAACGGGCAACGCAUAUCAUACGGCGUUAGAUAGUACAUGCUGGCUGACAUACAUAAAAGACCUCAUCAAUUCCGCCCAAAAAUGUGUGGACACGCUUUUUGACGGGCAGUCUGUUCUCGUACACUGUUCUGACGGUUGGGAUCGCACCACUCAGAUUAUUUCUCUUGCGAAAUUGUUGGGUGAUGAGUACUAUAGAACUGUCCAGGGCUUUGAAGAGCUGAUACGCCUUGAAUGGGUUGCAUUUGGCCACAAAUUCGCUGAUCGUAAUGGUAUUGCUGGCACGAACACGAACGAACAGUCGCCAAUCUUCCUGCAGUUCCUUGAUGCCGUUCAUCAAAUUCAAGAUCAAUUCCCGACAGCCUUCGAAUUCAACAAGCAGUACCUGAUCAAGCUCGCACAACAUGCUUACUCCGGUCUCUUCGGAACGUUCCUCUUCAACUCCAGACGAGAGUCUAAAAUGAUGAAAAAAGAGAUGCAAGCGGAGCCAAUUUCAAUCUGGAGGUUCCUCGGAAAACAUAACGAGCAUGUCGUCAGCUCUUUUUAUGACAAAACAAUUGUCGGAAGAAUUACGCCCAGCACGGAGAUGAGCCGCUUGACUGAGUGGAAUGAGGUGUACCGAGACUGUUCUUUCGAUGAUGACAUACCACGUCCAGUGUCUAUACAACCACCACCUAAAGAAGCAUGCCCUAACACUUGCUCAGGAAUAAACCCUGCAGUCCCACUGCAAAAAAGCAAGAGCAGCGAAAGCAUUAAUUCGAUUACGAAUGUGGAUGCUGCCAAUAUGAAUGGCAUAAUCAAUCAUGCUGGCUCCAAUGGAACCAUUAAUGUUACAUCUUCUGAACAUAAUCUCAUGGACACAUCAAUGGUGGCGCUGAGUGAAGUAGUGAAUGCGCCACCGCCACCGACUAGUAUUAGGCGUGAUGCUUCACAUGCUCAGUUUAAGUCACCUUUAUAUCCUUGGAAAACUAUUCAAGAAAGCCAGGAUAAAGAUGGUCUUAUCAAAUUCUUUGACUCGCUCGAGGAAUUCACACGCGCUUACAAUAAGGCUCGUCAAUUGGAGCUCGAACGACUGCAACAAGAUCAGUUGAAAAGAAAUCGCAGUUUCUCUGAACGUGUGAGCCCUGGCAAUAAUCAUGAAGCAUUCAGUAGAAUGAUUUCGAUCGGCGAUGCUGAUUCCGAUGGGAUUAGCCUUUACCGAGCAUCAUCGGACCUGUCCGUGGUGGAGUCAGGCGAAGUUCCAAGACAAUCGAGCGGCAUCUCUUUGAAACGAAACACCAACUGUGAACUCUGUAAUAAAGAAUACCCUUUGAUUAGCGUGCUGAAGCCGGAAGAUGCGGAGCACCGGUGCAGGUUCUGUCAACGAUCCGUCUGUCAACAGUGUUCGAGUCAUUGCUAUCAUACUACAAAAGAUGAUGGAACAGGUGUACAAUGUCGAAUGUGUGACCGGUGUUACGAGCAGUUGAGCCCAGCUACUCCAGAUAAACCGGAUGAGGAUAAGUUGCAGGAGGACGUCUCACUCAUCAGUCUGAGCCCUUCGUCGCCUCGGCGCUCAUCCUCUUUGGGUGACAAGAAAUUCUCCUCAACGUUCUCGUACAUGGGAUCGCCCGGUCAAGCAGUGAAAGGAUGAGCGCGAUUUGGCGUCACGUACCGAUCUACGUCGACGUCCUUGUCGGUUCAACAUCGUUUGGAGACGCGUCGUACUCUGCUUUGUUUGUAAGAGCUCAUCUUUCGCACUGGUUGCUUCAUUCAUCAUUUUCAUCGGGAUAACAACAGAUGAAUAACUCGGCUUCGAUAAUAACGCAUGGAGCAGAAGCACUACUGUUUAUCUCUAAUGAAAAAUCCAUACAUCAUGUACUUUUGUAAAUAUAGAGCAAUCUUUUUGUGUAAGAGUCCAGAUAGAGUUUAUUCGUAGUUGGGGUCGGUUGUUUAGACUUGCGUCGUUAUAACGUUUCCCACUGCUUCUGUUCCUCUCCUCUCAUAGUUCCAUAUCUCGACACUCUAGAUUGCUUCAUCCAUGUUACGGUUCCAAUAGUUUUUGUACCAUAAUCGUUUCUAGUAUCGUAGCUGCAUAUGUGCAACCGAGGUCUCCAACGACACUCGCGCGUCCAGGCAUUGUAAAUGCGCUACCCCCCCCCCCCCUCCCCCGUCUUUAUAAUUUCUAAAAUUCGCACAAUGUGCCGUUUAACCACACCUCCUAUUCUUUCGUUCAAACUUUAACGCUUCGGGUAGAAACUGCGGGUUUCUAGGAAACCGUUUUGUAGUUUUAGCAGCUCUUCAUACCAUUCGGGGCGUUUCCAAUGCGAUAAACACGCUGUUCAUGACACACUCGCGCUCGCCAUGGAACUGCAGGCUUGCAAGAAAGCGCUAAAGAAGUAUGGACAGGUUCUGUGCUGACUACGAAACUCUGGAACGUCGUUCCUAAUUGAAUGGUCAUCGAGUCGAAAACUAGCUCUGCACCAUUGCUAAGUGACACUUUGAAAAAGGCAGCUGAGUAGAUCUGUGAAACUGGUCCAGCCACUCAACUCACUGACCUUUCCAUACUUCUUAUCAAAAGCGCUGCGCCUGCAAAUUAUCCCCACGUAUAUACUUCCUCUUUUCUCUCUUUUCCCAGAGUAAAAAACCGUCAACGAAGAGCUCUUACUGCUAGGAAUCGCGAGUGGUGCGUGUGUCCGGUUUACACAUAUGUAUGUGCUUGUGUCAAUCUUCGAGGACCGGCUUGUAAAUGUCCUUCACUUUUGCCUACAUGGUCUGUGAUCGUAGACGUUGUAACCGUAGCGCGGUUUCGUUUUUGGUAGUUGUAAAGUGCAUGUUAAGAGGAUGUAGAGUGGAAGAAAGCAUUGAGCAAAUGAGAUCUGCUAGAGUGCUUCCUGCCAUCUCGUCCAGUUUAGGCCUGUAACAUAUAAUCGUUAUUUAUCUAGACCUAAGAAUAUCUAAGUAUAUUAGGUGUCUAGUACGAGCUACAAAAUCCUAUGUCGAGUGAAUCCUUUGCUCAUCUGAUUUUUUGAGAAUGAAGAUGUUAAAUAUGAUUUUGUGAAGUGUUACCACAUGUCU